GUAAAUGGCUUAGUUUGAAAAAUUUGUUAUAAAAGUUGUUAUUUUCUUUAUAGAACAUGAUACGUAGUGUGAAAAGUCAGAGAUGAACGUGGGAUGUGGGUUAAGAAAACGUGUAUGACCUUGAUACGAGCGACGCUAUUGGUUGUUGCGGUGUGCGACUGCGAUUAGGUGUUUAAACGCACGCACGCGCACUCACUCAGAGAAAAGUUGUCAUAAAAGCAAAAUCAUUGGACCGUGACUUGCUACAUAACUAUUCAUUCGUUAAUCCUAUGAAAGCGAAGCUUCUUAAUAGAAUAGAUAUAGAACUAUUAUUUGACUGGAAAUGAAAAUUCAGCAUUAAAGUUAAUUACGUAGGAAUUUAUAAGGAUCUAAUUUCUGCAAAUAAGAAAAUUUAAAAUGAGCAAAGCUUUUGUCUUUCUCAGUUUUAUUUUAUUUUUAUAUAUAGAUUUUUUUUGUUUUGUUUUUAUAUCACAUUUUAAGAUUUUAGGUGGGUUUUUUAGAUAAAUCAAGGUGUGGGAAUAAAAGGAUGGAACUUUGGAAUGUAUUUAUAUAUAUUUAUAAGAGAAUUUAAAUAUAUCCAUAAAGUUCCAACCUUUAGUGAAAGAAUCUCACAUUGUCCGAAACGAAUAUCUCCUUUCUGUCUCCUUUCUUCUUCUUCUUCAUUUCGAGAAGCAAUCUAAUUGAACUUCCGACGCCAUUUUCGAGUUGUCGGAAAAAGGAGAGAAGAGAGAGAUGGAGAUCGACAAAGCGAUUGGAGAAAGUGAUGAUAAGAGGUUGAAGACCAAGUACAACAACGCCAUCUUCGUCAUCAGAAGAGCUCUUUCUCUUUACUCUAUUGAAGAGGUCGCCUUUAGUUUCAAUGGAGGAAAAGAUUCCACUGUGUUACUGCACCUUCUUAGAGCCGGCUACUUUUUGCAUAAGAAAGAACUCACUUGUUCUAAUGGAGGCAUAUCAAACUUUCCAGUCCGGACCAUAUACUUCGAGAGCCCUUCUGCCUUCACUGAAAUUAAUUCAUUUACAUAUGAUGCAGCUCAAACUUAUGAUCUGCAACUUGAUAUCAUUCGCCAAGAUUUCAAAUCCGGGUUGGAGGCUUUGUUAAAAGCUAAUCCUAUUAGAGCUAUUUUUCUAGGCGUCAGAAUUGGUGAUCCUACUGCGGUUGGUCAAGAGCAGUUCUCUCCUAGUUCCCCUGGAUGGCCUCCCUUUAUGAGAGUGAAUCCUAUUUUGGAUUGGUCUUAUAGAGAUGUUUGGGCGUUUCUUCUAACUUGCAAAGUCAAGUAUUGCAGUCUUUAUGACCAAGGGUACACAUCAAUUGGGAGUAUUCAUGAUACUGUCCCCAACGCGUUACUGUCUGUUAACGACACCACCAGCAGUAGCAAAGAGAAAUUAUUCAAACCUGCUUAUUUGCUUUCUGAUGGGAGGUUAGAGAGGGCAGGCAGAGUUAAGAAAAACGCUUCACUCAAGAAUGAUGCAGAUAGUGAUUCGCAUAAACAUGAGGUGCUUUUGGCCUCGGUCAUUGCCGUUGGCGAUGAGAUUCUGUCCGGCACUGUUGAAGACCAGUUAGGACUGUGUCUGUGUAAGAAGCUGACGUCUGUUGGUUGGUCUGUGCAACAAACUUCUGUUAUUCGAAAUGAUAUUGAUUCUGUAUCAGAGGAAGUUGACCGCCAAAGGUCUAUCUGUGAUAUGGUGUUUAUAUAUGGAGGAGUUGGUCCUUUGCAUUCAGAUGUUACUCUGGCUGGUGUUGCUAAGGCAUUUGGGGUUCGCCUGGCACCUGAUGAAGAGUUUGAGGAGUACCUUAGGCAUCUUAUCAGCGAGCAGUGCACAGGUGACAGGAAUGAAAUGGCUCAGUUACCGGAAGGAAUCACUGAACUACUGCAUCAUGAAAAGCUUUCGGUGCCAUUGAUAAAGUGCCGCAAUGUGAUUGUUCUUGCUGCUACAAACACCGAGGAGCUCGAGAAGGAGUGGGAAUGUCUGACCGAGCUAACCAAAUUGGGUGGAAGUACAUCACUCAUGGAGCUGUAUGCGUCGUCAAGGCGCUUGAUGACAUCUUUGACAGAUGUUGAAGUUGCAGAGCCUCUAACCAAACUUGGUCUCGAGUUCCCAGACAUAUACAUUGGGUGUUACCGGAAAUCCAGACAAGGUCCUAUCAUCAUCUGCUUGAAGGGGAAGGAUAAUGCACGGAUUGACUCAGGCGUGCAGGCUCUAUGCAAGAGAUUCAAGGAAGGUGUAUUCGUAGACAUGAAAUAGAUACAGAGCCAUACAGGUUUAGUUGCCGGUAGAGCAUGAGAGGCUGCUUCAGUGCAUGAGAGAAAGAAACCAGAGAGAAUAGGAUCAGAGUUUAACACUUUUUAAAGAAUAAUAGUUGCUUUUAUAUACGUUUAUGUUGCAUUCUAAUAAGAGACUUGAUUUCAGAAACUUGACCCUAACUCUGUUUGGUUUUACAAGGCACACACACACAUAUAUAUUUAUAUUAUUACUAUUCUA
This is a messenger RNA of Brassica rapa (field mustard), 2481 nucleotides long. RefSeq names its product FAD synthase. The record is from RefSeq and is a predicted model, not a curated record. Lineage: Eukaryota; Viridiplantae; Streptophyta; Magnoliopsida; Brassicales; Brassicaceae. Gene Ontology annotation, molecular function: FMN adenylyltransferase activity. Gene Ontology annotation, biological process: FAD biosynthetic process.